GCGGGAGUGGUGAUCAGAUGGUGGUGCACUUGGUUGAGCGCACAUAUUUAAAAUGCUCAAGGACCUGGGUUCAAAACCCCAGGCCCCACCUGCACAAGAGGAAAGCUUCGCGAAAUCAUGGGCAGCAAGAAGAAGGAAGUUGCCCUACAGGUUAACAUCAGCACCCAAGAGCUUUGGGAAGAAAUGCUCAGUUCUAAGGGACUAACAGUUGUCGAUGUCUACCAAGGCUGGUGUGGCCCCUGCAAGCCCGUGGUGAGCCUCUUCCAGAAGAUGAGGGUAGAAAUGGGCCUGGACCUUCUGCACUUCGCACUGGCGGAGGCAGAUCGUCUGGAUAUCCUAGAAAAAUACCGUGGCAGGUGUGAGCCUACCUUCCUUUUCUAUGCGGGGGGAGAGCUGGUGGCUGUGGUGAGAGGGGCUGAUGCCCCACUGCUGCAGAAGACCAUCCUGGACCAGCUGGAGGCUGAGAGGAAGGUGCUGGCUGGAGGCCAAGAACGCAGAGUGAUUACAGAUCAGGCUCUUUGUAAAGAAGAGGAAUGCUUUCCCCAUGGAAAAGAUGACAGUGAAGAUGAGCAUGUGGCAUCCUUGGAGAAGGCCUGCACCCUGGCGAUCGUGAAACCAGACGCCGUGGCCCAUGGGAAGGCUGAGGAGAUUAUCCUCAAGAUCCAGGAAGCUGGGUUUGACAUCCUAACACACGAAGAGAGAACCAUGACUGAAGCCGAGAUGCGGCUCUUCUACCAGCACCAGGCUGGAGAGGAAGCAUUUGAGAAGCUGGUGCAGCACAUGUGCAGCGGCCAGAGUCACCUCCUGGUGCUCACGAGGCCUGAGGGCACAGAGGAUGUAGCUGCUGCCUGGCGGAGCCUCAUGGGUCCUUAUGACCCCUGUGUAGCAAGGAGGGAACAGCCUGACAGCCUCCGGGCCCAGUAUGGCACAGAGCUGCCCUUCAACGCCGUCCACGGGAGCCGGGACACAGAGGAUGCCUGCCGGGAGCUGGCACUGCUCUUCCCCAGCAUCAGGUUCUCAGCCCCAGCCCAGGGGGCCCUUCCUGGCCACCAGGAUGAAGACACAGUGGGCCACAUGGAGACUCCUGGCUUUCCAGUGGAUGCAGACUGAGGUGCCCUUCCAGAGCGGCUGAGCAGGGGCAAGGCCAUGCGCAGAAACACCCUUACUCGCUGCAUGUGAAGAAGCCUCGAGAGCUGUAACUUUCCUGCUAAGCAUCUGGUCUUUGGGGAGCUUGGCUAUUUUUCAUGGGCACAAAAGCUCACAGUAUCAACUUUCCUGCCUUACUGGAAAGCAUGUAGCACACUAACUUUUCAUUUUCGCUGUAUCUGGGAUUUCAUGACACCAGCAGAUUUCAGUUAUUGUGUCCUAUAUGUGAUGUGGUGUCACCUCGGGGGAUAUUAAGUUACAUGGGAUAGUUGUGUCCCUGAUACACUUUAUGGAUUUAAGAAAUUUAGACACAAGAGACUUUGGGGAGGGCGUCGAUGGUACUGACACUUCAGUGGUGGGCAUGGUGUGAUGACACAUAUAUCAGACAGACCUGAAAAACUGUACCCCUAAAACUACAGCCUUGUAAGCCAGUGUUGCGUCAAUAAAAAUUUAAAAGUCA
Molecule: messenger RNA, 1606 nt
Organism: Erinaceus europaeus (western European hedgehog)
Lineage: Eukaryota; Metazoa; Chordata; Mammalia; Eulipotyphla; Erinaceidae
Gene: NME9
Product: NME/NM23 family member 9
Exons: 12
Coding region: 118-1110 (330 amino acids)
Biological process (GO): UTP biosynthetic process; CTP biosynthetic process; GTP biosynthetic process
Molecular function (GO): nucleoside diphosphate kinase activity
Source: RefSeq, a predicted model, not a curated record